This is a messenger RNA of Fonsecaea pedrosoi CBS 271.37, 1467 nucleotides long. RefSeq lists its product as uncharacterized. The record is from RefSeq and is a predicted model, not a curated record. Gene Ontology annotation, cellular component: membrane. The transcript is spliced from 5 exons. Gene Ontology annotation, molecular function: transmembrane transporter activity. Gene Ontology annotation, biological process: transmembrane transport. Bases 1 to 1467 code for a protein of 488 amino acids. Lineage: Eukaryota; Fungi; Ascomycota; Eurotiomycetes; Chaetothyriales; Herpotrichiellaceae.
AUGCAUCCUAAGGUUAUUGAGACGUCCUUGGGCGUGGAAAAAGCUCAUGAUGAGUUGGUCGACGACGAGAUUGCUCUUGAAAAGCUCUCGAUGUCAAAAACGUACGAUUAUUCUGGAGCGACAAGCAAGACCGAUCCAGCAGAGAUUGCCCUGGUGAGGAAGCUCGACUGUCGCAUCAUGCCGAUGAUCUGGGCGAUGUAUUUCUUGAAUUAUUUGGACAAAAAUGCGAUUGCCUCAGCACGUCUUAACGGGUUGGAGGACGAUAUCGGCCUCACAGGGUCCCAGUACAACACCUGUAUAUCGAUUCUCUUCGUCGGAUACUUGUUGAUGCAGCUACCAUCUAACAUGCUCAUGGCGUCCAAAAGGAUUCGACCAUCAAUCUACAUGGGCUUCUGCAUGGCCCUAUGGGCUGUAUGCUCGGCAUGUACUGCUUUGGUUCAGAAUUACCAUGGACUUGUGAUCGCUCGGUUCUUUCUGGGAGUUGCUGAAGCGCCUUUUUAUCCGGGUGCACUAUUCCUCCUAUCCAUCUUCUAUACCAGAAAAGAAAUUGCUACUCGUAUUGCAAUUUUGUACACAGCGAACAUUCUCUCUACUGCAUUCUCCGGAUUGAUUGCCGCCGCCAUAUUCUCUACCAUUGACGGAGCGCAUGGAAUAGAAGGCUGGAAAUGGCUGUUUAUCAUUGAAGGAGUCGUCACAUUCGGGAUUGCCAUACUAUCCAUGUGGGCGUUACCAGACCAUCCAUCGUCCACACGCUGGCUUUCGGAGCAAGAGAUGGCAAUAGCUCAAGAGAGAAUUACCAGGGAUACAGUGGAGAAGACGGAAUCUGAAAGUGCGCUGCAGAGCCUCAAAGUCGCAUUUUCCGACCCUCGUCUCUAUCUUUUGGCCUUGAUGCAAAAUCUCCAUCUUUCUUCUGCCGGAUUCAACAACUUCUUCCCCACGGUGGUGGGCACCCUCGGGUUCAACCGCACCGUCACGUUGGUCCUGACAUGUCCGCCAUUUGUAUUUGCAGCAAUCUUUGGGCCCCUCCUUGCGCUCAGCUCUGGGAGAUUCAAUGAGCGGACGUGGCACAUCACCGGUGGAAUGGCUAUGGGAGUGGCGGGCUUUGUUAUAGCAGCGGCGACCCUUAACACGGCUGCUCGGUAUGUCGCCUGUUUUCUGUUCUCAGCUGGCGUCUAUUCCGUCAACUCAUGCAUCCUCGGAUGGGUAUCAGCGACACUCGGACAAACAGCAGAAAAGAAAGCGAUUUCCUUGGGAUUUGUCAACAUUGUGGCCAAUGCUUCUUACAUCUACACUCCAUACUUGUACCCAAGCUCUGACGGUCCGCGCUACCUACCAGCCAUGGGUGCCAAUGCAGGCUUUGGGGCUGGAACCGUUAUUUGUGCGUGGGUAUUGAAGAUCUGGCUGAUGGCUGAGAACAAGAAAUUGAGAGCCAGUUCUGGGGACGGUGGACUUGCCUACGCUUAUUGA